AUGAGUUCAAACGUUGGAUCAAGCACUCCUACUAGCAGGUUUUUGGCCCUUGCGAAAACUACGAAGUUCACAUGGUUUUUGGGACAUUUUUUGGUAGUAUUAAGUUCAACCUUCUACUGGCUCUCUUUCAGAGUUACGUCACUUACUGAAGUGUGGUAUAGGCUCAUCUUUGUUGGAGCCCUUGAGUCAUUUGGGGUGUUAGUGUACCAAUCUUACGGCAAAUACUUCAAGAAAAAAACCGAAGCGACCAAAUCAGAGAAGCAGGCCGACGACGCAAUCCAAUUACGUCUCUUAUUCCGUGAUGAGAACGUACUUUACCUACUACUUUCUACUACUUGGUUGGUAUUAUCGCCAAGAAUCGCAGUUGCCACCGUGCCUUUUUUCAUCAUUUCCCUAUUUCAUGUGUUAACAUACACAGUGAACGAUUUUGCAUCCAAUGUGUUGUUAGUGAACGAUGUCAAGAGUCAUCCAUACCUUAAGUUCAUCGACUCUUUGGUAACCCAAAACCACGAGAACUCCCUAAAUGCAAUCUGCAACUCGGAAAUACUCUGUCUCUUCUACAACAUACUUAGAUUAUUGACUUUCAGGUCCCGGUCUCUCAUCACAUUGGCUGCCAUCUUCCUAUUCGUCGGCUUUAAAUGUCAAUGCUCUGCUCAUAUGAAGAGAGCCGUCGCCAAGUUAGAGGUUCGCCUGGAUGGAUUAAUCGCUCAUCCUUCCGUCCCACCUACGGUUAAGUCCAGAUACACUAGCAUCAAGCUGUUCAUUAGACGCUAUUUUGUUACUGCUACAUCCACUGCUCCUGUCCAAGAAAAGAAAUCCACUUAA
Molecule: messenger RNA, 825 nt
Organism: Kluyveromyces marxianus DMKU3-1042
Lineage: Eukaryota; Fungi; Ascomycota; Saccharomycetes; Saccharomycetales; Saccharomycetaceae
Gene: POM33
Product: nucleoporin POM33
Exons: 1
Coding region: 1-825 (274 amino acids)
Biological process (GO): membrane organization; endoplasmic reticulum tubular network organization
Cellular component (GO): membrane; endoplasmic reticulum
Source: RefSeq, a predicted model, not a curated record